CAAGCAGCUGGCUCUAAAGAGGCCCUGCUCAGUGGUCAGUGGUCAGUUAUGAGUGGUGAGUGCCAAAUAUAGCUGCCCAUCAGAUGAACUCUCAGGCAUCCUGAGCCCCAGCCGUGGAGGACAAGUAGCUCUGCCCUUUAUCAAGAGAAGCUGUGACACUGUCUGUCCUGCUGCUGCACCCGCUUUGGCUUAUUCAAUUGCCACCCGGAGCUCUCAACUCAGUCAGGGCCAUCUACUCGGAGCAUGGGGCUUUCAGAUGUCCAGCUCUGGCCAGUGCUACUGUGGGCAUUGGCAUGGUUGCAGAGCACAAGAUCUGCAUGCCCGUCCUGUGGGGGCCCGACCCUGGCACCCCAAGGAGAACGUGCUCUGGUUCUGGAGCUGGCCAAGAAGCAAAUCCUGGAGGGGCUGCACCUGACCAGCCGUCCCAGAGUAACUCGCCCUCUGCCCCAGGCAGCACUAGCCAGAGCUCUCCGGAGACUGCAACCCCGGAGCGUGGCUCCUGGCAACCAAGAGGAAGUCAUCAGCUUUGCCACCAUCGUAGACAAAUCCACUUCAACCUACCGCUGCAUGCUCACCUUCCAGCUGUCCCCGCUUCGGUCCCACCACCUGUAUCACGCCCGCCUCUGGCUGCAUGUGUCCCCGUCCUUCCCUGGCUCGCUCUACCUGAGGAUCUUCCGUUGCGGCACCAGGAACUGCCGGGGAUCCCGCACCUUCCUAGCCGAGCACAGAAUGACUUCCUCGGGCUGGCACGCCCUAACUCUGCCCUCUAGCGGCCUGCGGAGUGAGCAUUCUGGAGUCGUGAAGCUCCAGCUGGACUACAGACGCCCAGACCCUAACAGCACUGUCGUUCCACGGCCACGCAGACUCUUGGACACGGAGGGACAGCUGCGUCCCUUCUUGGAACUUAAGAUCCGAGCUAAUGAACCCGGAGCAGGCCGGGCCAGGAGGAGGACCCCCACCUGUGCGCCUGAGACCCCCUUAUGUUGUAGGCGAGACCACUAUGUAGACUUCCAGGAGCUGGGGUGGCGGGACUGGAUCCUGCAGCCCGAAGGAUACCAUCUGAAUUAUUGCAGCGGGCAGUGCCCGCCACACCUGGCUGGCAGCCCUGGCAUUGCUGCCUCCUUCCAUUCAGCUGUCUUCAGCCUGCUCAAAGCCAACAACCCCUGGCCUGCGGGUUCUUCCUGCUGUGUCCCCACUGCCCGAAGACCUCUCUCACUCCUCUACCUCGACCAUGACGGCAAUGUGGUCAAGACCGAUGUGCCAGACAUGGUAGUCGAGGCCUGUGGCUGCAGCUAGCAAGAGGACCUGGAGGUUCUGAGUGAAGUUCAAGGAUCAAGUUGGAGGUUCCCUGGCAAAAGACUCCUGUGUCUGGAAGCUUGAGAUUUGCCGACCCAUGCAGACAUCCAACAGGCUACCUGGCGGUGUGACUGGGUUUGACCCCCAUGGAAAUCACAUGGGCAUUUUCUUGCCCUAGAUUCCCGUCUAUUUCAGGCUGUUGCAAGUGUGGACAGAUGGGUAAACUGUUUCCUCUCCAGGGGACUGUCUGGCCAGCACCAUUUCCUACAUUGAGCCCUGUUCCACGACAGCAGGGGAUGUCAUGGGAGGGAAAGAUGGAGGCAGGGGAAAAUUACUUAGUCUCUCCCCAGAAAGGAAAUCCCUCUUGUGAUGCAGUAGGAAGCAGAAGGCCCAGCAGGUUGGGAGAGGGCGAAGAAGCAGGCUAAGAACAGGGUCUAUUGCCUGGUUGAAGCCGUGUCAAGAGGAAGAUGAGCAAGGUAGCAGGGGGUGAGUCACGGGAAUUGAAUGUUAGUAAGAAGAGAUGCUGGGCCCAUGAAGUUCCCUAGCUUCCCCUCGAGGACAAGACUCAUAUGGAAGACAUAAUUUAUAUUUUCUUAAUAAA
Molecule: messenger RNA, 1897 nt
Organism: Mesocricetus auratus (golden hamster)
Lineage: Eukaryota; Metazoa; Chordata; Mammalia; Rodentia; Cricetidae
Gene: Inhbe
Product: inhibin subunit beta E
Exons: 2
Coding region: 244-1296 (350 amino acids)
Biological process (GO): BMP signaling pathway; SMAD protein signal transduction
Cellular component (GO): extracellular region
Molecular function (GO): growth factor activity; cytokine activity; hormone activity
Source: RefSeq, a predicted model, not a curated record